UAAACAAGCAAAAUUUCAAAAAUUCUGGAAACGCUAUCUUGUAGAGAUUCGUUAGACGAGUAAUAUGGCAUAUCUAACUCAGUUUACCCCAAAAUGACGUUUGUCAUAAGAUAGCACAACAGCGACGAUUUGUGUCUUUCAAGACAUACAAUAUGCCCAAUGUUUGGUUAUCAACAGAUCAUGUUUGCAUUGUAUGGUGUUUACAAUUUGUAUUAGUGGUCAACAGAUUUUUGUAUAGCAUAGUUCAGAGAAGUGAUCAGGCAAACAAUAAAUUUAUUGAUAACAAAAGCAUAAAACUGCAGCACGCGAUUCAUUAUUUUAAGGAUGAAACUUUGGUUUCUGCAUCUCAAUUUGACAAUGAUAUUACGAAAGAAGAUUGGAUUGAAGAUAAUCGAGUACACAUCAAUCAUAUUUUUGACCGAGGGUUAUUCCGAACGCGAAUACAAAUGAUUACACUCAAUCCAAAUCCACUAUUUAAACAUAUGAAAGCGGAUGUUAUUAAUUUAAAUACAAGAGAAUGGAUUUAUGGAUGCAUUGCGAAUGUAAUCAACAAAUAUAUACGGUACUGCAAUUCGGUAUGGUCUGCAAGCUUUACUCAUCUGUGCAAGUGGAAAACCCUGUCGAUUUUGUUUGAAACAAUCACUCUAUCCGUCGUUCCUGAAAGCAAAAUUUGCAUAAAGCUGAAAGUUUUUCGAAAACCUGGAAAAUCGCAUGUUUUAAAGAAAGAAGAGGAACUAAUUUUUCAAUUGGAUAAUCGAUUGCGCAAAGGUUGGUUUUCCGGUUGAUCACGAACGACUAAGGACAUUCGUAGCGUAUACGUUCAUCUUAUCAGGCGGAAACAAUCCGUUCACCGAUGGUAUUCCCGGUCGAAAGUGGUUGAAAUUGUUCCAUAGACCACAUCCCAAUAUAUCUCGGCGAAUCCCUAGUGCGCUAUCAAAGAAGCAACGGACAAGUGUAAUGGAACCAAAAAUUCAAGAAUGGUAUGAUAGUAUUCAUUGGUAGUUCGAUACGAAUAAAUUGCACCACAUCGCAAGUAAUCUUGUCCGUGUGUUAAAUAUGGACGAAC
This is a messenger RNA of Topomyia yanbarensis, 1066 nucleotides long. RefSeq names its product GPI inositol-deacylase-like. Bases 153 to 785 code for a protein of 210 amino acids. Gene Ontology annotation, molecular function: phosphatidylinositol deacylase activity. Lineage: Eukaryota; Metazoa; Arthropoda; Insecta; Diptera; Culicidae. Gene Ontology annotation, biological process: endoplasmic reticulum to Golgi vesicle-mediated transport; GPI anchor metabolic process. The transcript is spliced from 5 exons. The record is from RefSeq and is a predicted model, not a curated record. Gene Ontology annotation, cellular component: endoplasmic reticulum.